Ilex paraguariensis (yerba mate) is the source of this 933-nucleotide messenger RNA. The record is from the annotation of a GenBank genome assembly. NCBI's taxonomy places the organism in Eukaryota, Viridiplantae, Streptophyta, Magnoliopsida, Aquifoliales, Aquifoliaceae.
AUGCUUCUCCUCAAAGACCCCAAAUCAUACGCACUGUUUGUGAUGAUCUCAAUCAUUGGGUUUGGGCAGAUCUUCUGUGUUCAUGGCCAAGCACUCUCCCAUGGCUGCUCCAAUGACACAGCCAAUUCCAGUUACAUAGAUGACCGUACUUCCCUCUUGGACUCUUUAUCGUCCAGAGCAACCUCCAUGGACUUCUACAAUGAGACCUUCAAUGAUAUCCAUGGUCUCUUCCUCUGCAGAGGUGACGUUAACGCCUCUACUUGCCGGAAUUGUGUCACUGGCGCCGGAGAAGAGAUCAUCAGGGUAUGCCAGCCGAAUAGAGCAGCAAUAAUAUGGUAUGAUUUUUGCAUGAUUCGCUACUCUGAUAUCAACUUUUUCGGAGAAUUGCAAUCUGGACAAGUGGUCCUUGUAUAUAAUACCCAACAUGUUAAUUCAACGGAGGAUCCACAAAACUUUGCAGCUGUGAAUUUCAUACAGGUUUUGAUAUUGGAUAGUCUGAUUACGGAGAAUCUGUACACUGCAAAUAGUUUACCUCUGCCUAAUGGAGAUCAGGUUAGAUAUGGAAUGGUGCAGUGUACCAGAGAUAUAACUAAUUCUACUUGCCGCGAUUGUUUGGAAAUGCUUGUCCAGAUUAUACCACCAGGGAGAGUAGGGUGGCGUAUUUUGGGAAACAGUUGCAAUAUAAGGUAUGAACAGUAUCCCUUCUUUUUGCAAUCAACGGCUGCUCCACCACCAACACCAGUACCACCACCACCACCAAGCACCCCUGCACCUCCAACUGAUCAAGGCGAGUCAAAAUGUUUGGCAGGAAAUGGAGGAUUGAAGAACACAACAAAAAUAGCAGUCAUCACAGUAUCAACAGCAGCAGGUGUAGCCGUCUUGGGUUUAUGCGUUUACAUAUGUCUUUGCAGCAAAAGGGAACUGAAAGGUUAG